Nasonia vitripennis (jewel wasp) is the source of this 2126-nucleotide messenger RNA. RefSeq names its product sperm-associated antigen 1 (gene Spag1). Gene Ontology annotation, molecular function: heat shock protein binding. Gene Ontology annotation, cellular component: cytosol; mitochondrion. NCBI's taxonomy places the organism in Eukaryota, Metazoa, Arthropoda, Insecta, Hymenoptera, Pteromalidae. The record is from RefSeq and is a predicted model, not a curated record. The transcript has 8 exons. The coding region runs from base 106 to 1173 and encodes 355 amino acids.
GCAACACGACGCUCACAGGUGUGCUAGUGUUUGUCGUGAAGCAGAAAGUACUUACUAUGCCAGAGUUUGAGUGUUUUUUCAUUGUAGUCUAUAGCUUUUGACGAAAUGGAAAACGAAGAUCAGAAUCUCGUCAACAAAACGCACAAAGAAAAAGGUCAGUCCCUGCUCCAAAAAUUCGACAUACCCAUAGAACAUCUCUCGUACGAGUACAUCGGUGAGUGCACGGAUUCAAAGGAGCUCGAGCGCAUCGUGCGAAUUUUACGAUCGGGUGAGGAAGGUGCAUUCCCACAACUGACCCGUUUCACCGAGGGCCGUCUGAGUACCUUGAAACCCGAAAGUCCGAUCCUAUUGAGUUGGCAACCAGUUCGUCCUCGCAGAUUCCUAGAUCCAACCGAACGUCGCGACCUCGAGGAAGAGAUCGCAAACUGGACGAAGGAGAUGCGCUUACGAGAAUGUGACCUUGCCGACGAGAGCAUCUCAGCCGCCGAAAGAGAUGAGGAGCUGCCCAGACCUGGGAUCAGGACCACAUUUGACGCUGUCGUUGCUGCUGGGGAGACGUCGCAGAAAGAUUCAAAGGUGAGCAAAAGAUUAGCCAGCUGCAAUUACGACGCAUGGGACAAGUACGACGCCGACACCGAGUUGAACCGAAUCGAACUACGAGAGGAGCAGAGAAAGAUCGAAGCCAAGAGGACCCAGGAGACGAGGAAGGCCGAGCAGGCGAGGUGUGGAAAGGAGACUGUGAUAAAGAAAUCACUGCUUACAGGAACGGAGCUGAGCGUCAUGUCAACGCGCGAGCGUGAAAAAGGCAACGAGGCAUAUCGGGCCGGUGAUUAUCUCGAAGCUCUGCAGCUCUACAGCACGAGCAUCGCCAUGGAUGGCGACUUCAACGCUUACAACAAUCGCGCCAUGACGCACAUAAAAUUGAAGAAUUACGAUAAAGCGGUGAUGGAUUGCAAUUCGGUUCUCAGCAUCGAUUUCGAGAACGUUAAGGCGCUGCUGAGACGUGGGCGAGCGUACGAGCUCCUGGACAAGAAAGCGGAGGCUUUGGAGGAUUACGAGGCCGUUUUGAGACUCGAGCCAGAGAACAAAAUUGCUCUUGCUGCCGUUGGGAAGUUGAGGAAAGACGACGACUCCAGGAGGGUGAGGUUGACGAUUGAGGAGAUUUACGAUUGAUUACUCGGUUAGACGCAGUUACAGUUUACAAGUCUAUUUACACUCGAGGAGGAAGAAAAAGAGUCGACGAAAUAAUCACGCAAUUAUUCCAGCUGGCACACAACUGACACAAUUUGUUGUACAUAUGUUUGGCUGAUUAAAUAAAUAAGUUCAAUUAGUUUUUUUUUACACGAUCAUAAAAUGUUUCGAGUUCGUUUUGUUAGAAAACGUUGUCAUAGAUAAUCUGUACAAAGUACUCUGUAGGAAGAAUGUAGCAUUUACAGAUUCAAAACAGUAGGCGGUGAUCCUUAAAACGAGGAUAGAAUAUGAACAAAUUAUAGACAGAUCACUACUGUUGCUCUCUCAAAAAGAGUCUAAAGUCAAUAUAAAAAUCAUACUUCCCCUUCUUAUGUGUAUUGCGUUUAUUGUACGUUUGCAGCAAUGAUAAUUGAAAAAUAUGAUAAAAAAUAUAUACUUACACUCAUAUCAAAGUCCAUACCUACAAUGGAAUAUUUUUUUAUUGACUUUAACAGAGCCUUUUGAGAAAUGCAUAAGAGUUAGUGCGUAGCAUUAAGAAAAUGUUCAUGAUUGUAAAAUUACACCGUUUCAUUAAGUAUAUAGGAAAACGAGAACAUGUUUCUAAAGUCUCGCGAGAAUCGGAAAAUUGUACAGCUAUAUAGAGUUUGCAACGCACUUAUUUAUUUUUACAAACUAUCUAAUACCACUCGCAUCGCGUUUGCUUCGUACACAAUUUCACGUUGGCCCUAAAUCGCUAUCGUUCGAUCCAAAUAUGUUUCACAUAUUUUAUUUACAAAUUAUAUUAGUAUAUAUAUCGUUAUAUGUAUACUGGCUUAAAACAAUAAAAAUCUAUCGCAAAGCAAAGUGUAUACCGUUAAAUAUAUCGUUAUAAGCUCGACAUUUUUUAAAUGUAUAUAUCGGUAAACUUAUUUUGGAAUAAAAUCAGUAUAACCGUU